UUCACAGUGAAACUUUCAUUCACUUCAAAAAAGUAAACAAAAAAAAAUAGUCAGGAUUACAAAAGUUUUAUUUCCAGAUAAUGGUACAAAAUUUAUUUGAAUUAUAAUGCUGUUGCCCUUAAAGAACCCAAAUAUCGUUGAAAGCGAGGUCAACCCGAAUGUGACGCUACUGAAGCGCCAGAUCGCCGAGGAUGGAACUAAAACACAGGCCCUGUUACUUCAAGCGUUCCGCUUCGAGUUGUCUAGUGACGCCAAUGCAUCUCCACUCCUCCAGGAUCAGUUCCAGCGACAGCCAGCCGACAGGAGGCGUUAAGCCCGCUUUGGCAUCACUAGAUCCACCUAAUACACCCAAUAGCAUCGAGAAAACAAAGAAAUCCAGAGGAUUCCUCUCUUUCUUGUUUGGCAAACGAGACAGGAAGGCGAGGAAUCAGAGUGAGACAAAUGGAAACCAUAUCUCAUUGGAGGACCAUGAUGUCAGGAAGCUUAUACGUCUCUACAGCAAGCAUAAUAGCCUUUACAACCGAAAUAAUCGCUACUAUGGUAACAAAGAUAUCGACGAAGACUGCUACAACAGAAUGGUGCGUUCGUUUCCGGGAAGAAGCGUCUCGGAACUGAGAUCCUGUCUGGAGCAGCUAAGGAUGCUCUUCGAGCGGGAAUACACCAUUAUCGAACGUGCCCGAAGGAAGUGUGGAGAGAUAAUGACUCCUUCAAUCCGCUACUACAAUGAAUUUCUUUUCCUGGUGCCACAUCUUAAUAUUUACUUCGACAAGGAUCUUCCUGGCAGUCCACUCGCCGCCGGAAAACUUUUGAAAAAUCAGAUUGCCAACCCAGAGAUGUUGUGCCAAAAGUUGACCAAUUUCACGGAUUUACCUCUGGCCGGUUUCCCUGGAAAUCUACUAACCAAGAGGCCGAAAAAAGAUCCUAAGGACCCGCCAAACAAGAAGAUCAAACCAAUUCCUGAUCAAGAAAAUCCGAAGAAAGAAAAUCCCAUGGAGCAGGAAAUUCAGGAGGCAGAAAAAGUCGCUGAUCCGGAAGUUCCGGUAAAGGAGAAAGUCAGCGGGUUGGAGGAUCCGGAACAGAAAGUCGCACUCUCACCAUCGGGACAAAAGAACAUACAAAACAGUAAAGAUAAAGCCAGUCAGCAUCAUUCCAACUCCAAGAUAUCCAGCCAAUCUUCGUACUACGCCAAUGAGAAGGAUUUAGGAUCCACCGAAUUUACCUGUCCCUGCAAGCCGGAAGUUGAAUCCUCUCAAAGCCCAGUUACCUGCCCCUGGAUACCCGAAAAUUCGAAUUGUGAACCCCAGUGUCGGGAAACACUACCACAGUCUAGUCCAAAUUCCGUAUCCUGCCCGCAAAAUUCAGAUAUUUCUCACAUGGUGGAGCAGGAACCUUCCGGUCAGGAGUCCGCGAAUGGCCAGCAAGUGCAGAUGCUUUGCGAUAUGAUACGUACCGAGCUAACCACUGCUCCCGAUUUCAUAUUCUUCGAUGCCAAGUGGCGGAUCAUCGAGAUUCUGAGGGAGGUGCACAAGCGCCAAUUGGUUCACCACAAGGCCAUUCCACUCAACAAUUCACGCCGACCGAUUCCGCCCCAAAAACGAAAACCGGGCGAGUCCAUUCCGAUGCCCAAGAAUCCAAAAUGCAAAUCGGAUAGGAGUGCCCACGAACAGGGACAACCGAGGAUCACCAUGGAUGUGGACGAACUGAUCAGCAGCUCCAAGCUACUCAAGCAUUGGCCAAGUUUUUUCAUCAGUCUGGCGCUGAUGUGGAUCUUAAAAAAAUUGUUUUUUAAAGGGAAUCGCGGUUCAAAAACCUAUAAUUUAGAUGAACAAGUCGAGGAGGAAGUUGAAGACUUGACAGAUCUUGACGAUGAACUGCAGCCAUCCCUGGAGGAUAAGCCCCAUGUGCCCUUCGUUCCCGGCCAGAAUCUCAACCCAAAUGGAGCCAAACGCUUUUCCGAACUCAUGCGUGGACGCCGUAGCAUUCGCUCCUUUAGUAGCCAUCCCAAACCGGAUCUCAGCGUGAUAGAGGACUGCAUUCGGGCGGCGGGAACAGCUCCCAGUGGCGCACACACAGAACCCUGGACGUACUGCGUCGUACAGGAGCCGGAACUCAAGCGUUCCAUUCGGCAAAUUGUGGAGCAGGAGGAGCUGGUCAACUACAGCCAGAGGAUGCAUCCGCAGUGGGUUACCGAUCUGCGACCCCUGCAAACCAAUCAUGUCAAGGAGUAUCUCACCGAGGCGCCGUACCUCAUACUGGUCUUCAAGCAGACCUAUGGAUUGUCGGAGAAUGGGAAGCGAAGGAGGAGGCACUACUACAACGAGAUAUCCACUUCGAUUGCGACCGGUAUCCUUUUGUGUGCCCUUCAAGCGGCAGGACUCUCAUCGCUGGUCACCACUCCUUUGAACUGCGGUCCAGCCUUGAGAACCCUGCUCGGGCGACCCGUCAAUGAAAAAUUGCUCAUCCUACUGCCCGUUGGUUAUCCGAAAGAUGGAUGCACAGUUCCCGACUUGGCGAGGAAGAAUUUGUCAAAUAUUAUGGUUACUUUUUAAGGUUUAUUUACGUCCGUGCAGCUUACUGAAAAGUUCAAUAAAAACAAACAGAAAUUCAUAGUGUUAUAAAAAUA
Molecule: messenger RNA, 2623 nt
Organism: Drosophila simulans
Lineage: Eukaryota; Metazoa; Arthropoda; Insecta; Diptera; Drosophilidae
Exons: 3
Coding region: 192-2549 (785 amino acids)
Molecular function (GO): oxidoreductase activity
Source: RefSeq, a predicted model, not a curated record